This is a messenger RNA of Manduca sexta (tobacco hornworm), 4443 nucleotides long. RefSeq names its product cell surface glycoprotein 1. Lineage: Eukaryota; Metazoa; Arthropoda; Insecta; Lepidoptera; Sphingidae. Gene Ontology annotation, cellular component: extracellular region. The transcript is spliced from 9 exons. The record is from RefSeq and is a predicted model, not a curated record. Gene Ontology annotation, molecular function: chitin binding. Bases 233 to 3340 code for a protein of 1035 amino acids.
GCAGCAGUGCCCGCCAACCUCCGACGUGGCCGCACGUCUCUCGUUUUUAUUAAAACAAAACCUUAUAAAAACGCGAGUGACCUCUAUGGUAAUCAAAAGUGCUUGUCUAUGAACGUACUGUGAGUGUUGUGUCAAGAGACAAUGUGAUGUGAGUGUGUGAUGAAUUAAGUUUUAAACAUUUUGUGACUUUUUUGUGUUCAAGCUGAAGAAGAAUUUUGGUCGGUCUGGCACAAUGAAACGGCCCCGGCACAGAUGGCUCUCUGUCAGCAUAUUCUGUAUAGUCCUCACAGUUUUGGCCUCGGAGCUGCCCAUCACGUCGGCAGCGAGAGCGACUUCCUUGAUCUUCGCGAAGACCACCACCACCACAACGCCUGCGCCCGAGGAGGUGCCAGAGACUGAAGAUGGACCCCAGACGGAGCCUACGGCGGAAGAUGGCGAUGCGUCGAAUUCGACUAGCAAACUGACAGGCAUACCGCAGAUCGACUAUAUCCACGACCCGAACCUUCCCCGGGAGCUGAACGGGUACAACCUCUCCGGGUAUCCCUUCUACGAAACCGUUCCUCCUCCGGAAACCAUGGACUUCAAGUGUGAUGGACUCCAUGAUGGGUUCUACGCUUCGGUCCCACAUAAAUGUCAGGUGUAUCACCACUGCCUCUUCGGCACUAGAUACGAUUUCCUCUGCGCCAACUACACCGCCUUUGACCAGAAGACGUUCAUCUGCCAUUUCGUCUCCGAAGUUGAUUGCAAAAAUUCACCAAAUUAUUUCAACAGAAACGAAGCUCUCUACAAGGCAGCGUCUACUGAUCCACCACCGCCACCACCUACCACCACAACUACAACCACUACCACGCAGCGGCCCACCCGUCCACCCAGAAGGCGGCCACACUACAGAUAUGAUUACUACGAUGACGACUACUACUACAGGGAUGACUACGACUACGAUGAUAGAAGGAGACCAAGACCUCGCCCUGGUGGGAGACCAGGGAAGAAAAAGAGGCCAGUAGACGACUAUGAGGAUGAUAGGUACGAUCGACGUCCAAGACCCAGAGACGAAGAACCAGUUGAUACGUUUGAAGAAAGAAGGCCGUAUGAUAGACGCCCAGGAAAAAGGAGGCCUUAUGAAGAAGAUGCUGACAGACGACCAGGUUUCAGGCCUGGUAGACGUCCUAGGCCCAGAGACCAAGAUGAUGACCGCUACCCCCCCGAUGACCGGUACACUCCCGAAGAUGAAGACAGACCAAGAGGCGGAAAGCGAGAUGGUGCUAGAGACGAUAUGAGACCAAAAAGACCUAGAGAUGACUACAGACCUAGGGAUGAAACCAGGCCAAGAGAUGAAUUUAGACCUCGUGAUGAAGAACCCAUCAGGGCAAAAGAUGAAACUAGAGCCAGAGAUGACAUAAGACCACGAGACGAAAUACGGCCAAGGGACGAGAAAAGGCCUCGAGAUGAAACCAGAUCCAAGGAAGAUUCAAGAUCCAGAGAUGAGAUAAGGCCUAGAGAUGAAAUAAGACCAAGAGACGAAAUCAGGCCAAGAGAUGAAUUACGACCUCGUGAUAGCAUCAGAUCUCGGGAUGAAAUAAAGCCCAGAGAAGAGAGACGUCCACCCAGAGAUGAAGUUGUUGAAAAACCUAUCAGGCCAAGGGAGGAUCGUUACCAAAACGAAGGUAGAAGAUACAGAGAAGAACGGCCUUAUAGAAAUAGAGAUGAAAGACCGUAUGCUAAACCUGAAAGAAAUUACGAAAAUGACGACAGACUUCAAGAAGACAAAAAAGAUACACCCUCAGCACCAGAAGGACUAGUCAAGCCAAACGGUCACGGGCUCUUCAGCCAACCCAGAAUGCCCCCAAAAGUUAAACGACCAGUUCCGAUUAAUGAAAGGGGAAAAUAUGAAUAUGUAACAGUUGCUACAACAAAAGCGCCCCCAAAGGCAGAGGAUGAUUAUUACUACGACUAUGAAGACGAUGACACUAGUAAAUCAUUGCCUUCUGCAAAGUCUGCCGCCAUACAGCAAAGACCUAAAGCGGAGCCAGUAGAAAAGGAAAAAUUUAAACCUUCAAGGCCACUUAUCACUGGCCCGGGAGGCAAAGGACGAAAGACUAAAAGACCAAUAGAUUAUGAAGAUGAAUAUUACAAUCCUCCGCCUACUGGCAGAGGUCAGAAAUAUUCUUAUAAUCAGAGAAAUAAAGAAGAACGUACUCCGAAACCAAAUGAUGACUACUAUUAUGAUUACGAUGAUAAAAAGGAUCAAAAAGAAAGAAUAGAGAGGCAAGAAGUAGAAGAGAAGGUCAAACAAGUUAGGCCUACAGUCAAAGUUGUAAAGCGUCCUUUUUUACCGUCUAGGGGUGGUAGCCCGUACCUGCCGCGCGGGCUGCAACCAGUCGCCGGCAGAGAUCUCACAGCUCCCUUAAACACCACCCCUAAACCCACCACCACUUCCACUACUACAACGACCACGACAACCACCAAACCUACAACUACUUCCCGCACCACAACUACUACAACAACCCGUACAACAACAACUAGAGAAACAACAACAACAACAACGCCGACUCCAACCACAACAACAAAACCAACAACAACUGUCACCACUGAAAAACCUACCACAUCACAACAACUGAGACAAGUUGUUGAGGAGGAAUAUGAGUAUUAUGACGAAGAAGACAUAGACUAUGAUAGAACAAAGAAGGAGUCAACAACAGCAGCAGCUCAUACAACGACAAAAGUAGAGACGACACAGCAACCGGAAACAACAACUGCAGAACUUAUAACUCAUGAGCAAAAGGCAAAGCAGUUAGCGACAAAAGUUUUGCGAGUUUACAACGAUAAUUAUGAAGCUAUUAGAGACAAACUUGAAUCCACGCUAUCACCUGGUGAUUACAUAAAACCGUACUUAGCAACCUCUAUUCCCUUUACUAAAGGAUCAGACUCAUACAAACCAAAAAUCAAAGUUGAAGUAUCAAAACCCUAUGGCCCAACGGGCAAACCAGUAAUUCCCGAAAAUAUAUCAAUAAAGCAAAAUCUCGCUGAUUCAGUAGAAAACGAUUUCGACGAUAGAUACAAUGAAGCGCUCUCUCCAAAUUUGCCAAUUAACAGAGUCCCGAGCGGUUUUGUGUCAGCCGAUCGAGAUUACACGUUCGCUAGAUUUCGAGGUAACUUCCAGAAUGCCGACCCGCAGUAUUCGGCGUCAGAAGUGAGUACCUACCAAGUCAGGAAACGUCCCCAUGUAAAUAUUAGGACGCCGUCUUCAUACUAUUUACAGCCGCAAAGACUGGUCUAUCAAGACGAUGUUCUAACUAGAUUUCCUAGGACAUUGUACAGGCAAUUUUUAGGUGAUUUUUAAAUGUGAUGAUAAGGUAACCUUUGAAAGAAUCGAUGAAAGCCUGUCGAUUAUAUUGCAACUGUGGCUGUAUACGUUAUGGGAGCAGAAUAUCUAUAGCGUAAUGUAAGACUAAAAAUAUUCUCAAUUCAUUAAAGAUAUGAUAUUACUUUAUUUAUAGAACAAAAAUUAUUCUUUAUUCAAUUCUCAUCUCGAACCAAAAUAUUUGCAAUCACAAUUGAUAUCUAUAUAAUCCAUAGGUUUUCGUAGAAAAUUGAAUCUUUUAUUUUAAUGCUUACCCUGAUCACUCAAAUGGACAACUAUUUAACGAAUUUGCUGCUCUUCCUUGGAAGAUAAUUACUGCUAUCAUUUUGUUAGCACCACAAUAAAUAGCAAAAUAAUUUUGAUAAAUAUUUAAUACAAAACAAGCUUUUUCUAUAAUACUCUUUCAUGGAAUAACAAUAGAUACUGGAUAAGUGUUAAUUACCCAAAAUGCCCGUUUAAUUAAUUUAUUUUUCUAUCUACCUUUUUGUUUAUAACUUGAAAUAAAAGAAAUGAUAUAUGCAAACAAGUAAGGGUAAAUAUUAAACUAAAUUAUUAUUUCACUGCCAAUGUAAUUUAAAAUAUUAUCGUAAGGUUUUUAUAUGAAUUUAGUUACCUUAUGGAUAAGAGCCUUUUUUCAAAGGUUACCCGAUGUGCAAGCGAAAGAAAUUUUGGCGAUUUUUAAGAUAUUCUGGUUAUUUCAUAUGAAUAUAUUGUGAAAAGACUUCAAUAAUGCUUAAACGCAACAGCAAAUAUUGGGUUUUAAACAUCAAAUUUAAGAAUAACCGCUAUAGUCGUGCUCAAAGCUAGUACUAUAUUUACAAUUGAUUGUUUACGGCACUAUCUGGCAACAUCAAAAUAAUUUACCUUCAGUUAUUGGCAUUCAAACGAUUAUAUUCAAUAUACACAAUAAUUAAAAUUACCAUAAUAACUGUGACACGUUGCAAAUGGUAAGAUUAUUUAAAACUUCCAAAAUUUCUUUCACCGGUACAUGAACACUUUAAUGUAAAAAUAACAUAAACACAUAUUUUUGUAUGUAAACCAUUUGUAAUAUUAAGAAAAAAACUGUAAAAUAUAAUAUAAAA